This is a messenger RNA of Dermacentor andersoni, 2301 nucleotides long. RefSeq names its product cytochrome P450 3A12-like. Gene Ontology annotation, molecular function: steroid hydroxylase activity; iron ion binding; heme binding. The record is from RefSeq and is a predicted model, not a curated record. NCBI's taxonomy places the organism in Eukaryota, Metazoa, Arthropoda, Arachnida, Ixodida, Ixodidae.
UGGCGCAGAGCGGGUCUACGCGACCGCCGACCAAGCGGUCGCGCUGCGGUAGCGUUGUCUGCUACUUGCCUCAUUACUACGGCCUUUUCAAUGUGUACAAUGCCCCCGGACUCCUCGAGCUUGAAGAAAAUAACCUGGAUGAUCGAAGCGUUCACAUAUGCCACGACUCAAAUGUUGGACCGUCUUGCAUAGCGGCAAGCCAGGGAGCAGUCUUUUUUUAACCUAUUGACUUCGGCGCGUUCACCACCAUCGAUGCCGUCACUUGCGUCAAUGUCGUCGCACAAUUCCACAUCACUUUGGCAGGAAGCAACAUGAACGGGAACCACUGUCCUCACUUUGGGUCGUUUUCUUGCUGACAUGGGCAGCUGUGGUUUCGACAGAUGCUCAGGAAAAAAAAAAUAAACGUGGGAGAGACAGAAGCGGCUCCGCAGCGCUUGACAGCAUGUGGGCCGAAGUGUUGCUGUCACUGCUGCUGGUGGCAGCGUCCGCGUCGCUGUCGUGGUUCCUGCGGAGAAAGCGGAAGCUAGGCCUCUUCCGGCGUCAUGGCAUCCCGGGACCCGACCCGGACUUCUUCUGGGGAAACUUCUUGCAACUCAAGGAGGACCGCGUGCAAGUCAUGGAACGGUGGAUAGCUGAGUACGGCAAGGUGUUCGGAUACUAUAGCGGCGAGAUGCCGUACAUUGUGGUCUCGGACCUGGAUAUAGUCAAGGAGUGCCUCGUCAAGGAGUUCCCCACCUUCCACGACCGGGCGCCGUUCGUGCUCAGCGUGGAACCUUUCGCCAGCUGCAUGCUACAGCUGAAAGGCGCCGAGUGGAAGCGCGUGCGCAGCGUGCUCAACCCGACGUUCAGCUCGGUCAAGAUGAAGCAGAUGGCGCCGAUCGUUCGCAGCUGCGUCGACUCGAUGAUGGAAGUGCUCGAUGAGCGCUGCCGCGCCCAGCAGACGGUCGACAUGUUCAAAGUGGCCCAGGGGUUCUCUCUCGACGUCAUCACCAAGUGCGCCUUCGCCUGGCAGGUAGACUGCCAGAAGAACCCCAAUGACCCACUCCUAUUGGGUGUUCGAAAGAUCUUCGAGGAGGCCGAGAGUGCCGCGGUGUGCAACGCCAUCCGGUUUCCGGUAUUGCGGGUCGUGAUCACCGCACUCUACCGGCUGAGCGAUUACUACAAAGUUAUGCGCCGCAUGACCGACAACCUGCGCCAUGUCAUCGAGCAGCGACGACGAGAGCGGAAUGUGACCUCCACCGACAUGCUGCAGCUGAUGCUCGAGGCGCAGGAUGGGGCCGAGGGCUCGAGCAGCGAUACUGGCAGGCGAGACAUGCGGCUGAUCGAGGACCGGCACGUGGUGGGCAACGCGUUCAUCUUCCUGGCUGCCGGCUUCGAGACGACGGCCACCUCGCUGGGCUUCCUUAUGUACCUGAUGGCCACGCACCCCGACGAGCAGGAGAGGCUGCGCGCCGAGCUCGAGUCGGCGUUCGGCACCGACCAGGAGAUCAGCUAUGAGGGCCUGCAGCAACUCAAGCGCCUCGACAUGGUCGUGCAGGAGGCGCUGCGCAUCUACCCGCCCGUGGUGCUCUUCAUCAGCAGACACUGCGACAAGGACACCACCAUCAUGGGCCACUUCUUCCCAGCGGGAGUUAACAUCAUGAUUCCCACGUGGCACAUCCAUCACGACCCGACCCUGUGGCCAGAACCGUUCGAGUUCCGCCCCGAGCGCUUCGACCCGGAUGGGAGCGGAGGCCUUCCCCAGCAACCGGCCGCCUUCCUGCCCUUCGGCUUGGGACCACGGGUCUGCAUCGGGAAGCGGUUUGCCCUUCUAGAACUCAAGAUGGCCGUCUGUCGAGUCCUGAGAAAAUACCGCAUCCUCCGCUGCGAGGAAACACAGGAGCCGCUCAAGAUUAUCGUGCCCAGUGUCAUUAUCAAUCCGGAGCGAGGUGUCGUCGUCAGGCUGGAGCGACGAUGACCCGAAGCUAGCGCGGACUCCUCCAAUUGUGAUGCGAGCAGUCCGGGCCACGGUCGCUGCGCUGUUCCGCGAGAGACGCUUCCGCGAGGAAGGUGAAGACCACUCUGUCUGUGUGGCUUUACUGCGUAGGCACUUAUUUAGUUUUAUGAAAUGCUGGCCUACUGACCACUCUCUAAUCGAAGUACGGGUACAUUGAACGGGUUUAUCCUGUACCUUUCACUCGGUGGGUACUCCCGCAGUUGUGCCAUUAGACCACAGGGUUCUCUUGACAAGUUGAGCGUAUGACAAAAUUUCGUGACUACGUUCGUGACUGCGUGUAUAAAGGCAGGUGUCAUUGCAUGUGA